AUGAAAAAUUUAGCUUUGAAUCAAGUUUUUUUUUUUUUCCUCUUUCUUAUUUUGACAAGCCGCCCAAGACAGAUCUUAUUCUUCUUGAAUAAUCGUUCUUUCCUACCCUUUCAUUUCCCGUCAGCAAGCGAAGCCUUAGAGAGUUGUAAGUUGAUGAGUUUAGAACUUGGUUAUACUUCAGAAAGUGAUUGUGAACAUGAAAAUGAAAAUGAAGUCAUUAAAGAGAACAAAGAAGUAACACAGCCUUCUGUAAUUACACUAGCUACACCUAAAGUGAAAUCGUUGUCGGGAACAUUCCAAGAGGAGGUAAUCAGCACACGAAAAUUUGAGCUUAAUAGAAGGAAGUUUUUCAAUGGUACCGGAAUUGGGGGGAUUGAUGGAAGGAAAAGGAAAUUAUCCAACGAUGUUGAUCUUGCAACGUCUAAGGAUAAACUGCCUGAAUCAAAAAGAAAGGCAAAAGGAGACGUUUCAGUCUUGGAAGGUCAAGACAAAUUCGUUGGUUCAUGGGGUACUGAUGAGUCUUCCGAAAAUGAAAGUGAAGGUGAUUGUACAGCUAAACUUGAAAGUGAAAAUAUGAAUCUGGCGUUACCAGAAGAAACACCAGAACAAUUCACGGAGUUUACGGAGUCAUCAACCUUUUAUGGAGGUAUACCUAACAAAUCCAGUAUCUUUGAUUUGCCGCAAGAUUAUCAAAUACGAUUUGCAACUACAGUGCCCGGCCAAAAGGAGUACUAUGUUCCCAAGAAAGUUGCAAGUUCAUUUAAAGCACACAAGUCUACAGUCACAUCACUUCAAUUUUUCCCAAAUAUGGGACAUUUGAUACUAUCAUCGGGGAGCGAUGGAAUAAUCAAGCUUUGGUCAACUACAAAGCAGAAACUCAUAAGAGAUUAUGUGGCACAUGCCAAAGCUGUCAAAUAUGUGAGCUUUUCGGAGGAUGGCCAUUAUUUUAUUUCAUGUUCCUACGAUAAGACCAUUAAAAUUUGGGAGACAGAGACGGGUAAUAUGAGAUACAAGCACAAAGUGAAAUCGAAUCCGAAUAUGUGCACCUUUGUUCCCGGUAAGGAACACGAGUUUAUGGCUGCACUGGAUAAUUGUACUGUGGUACACGUUAAUUGGCAUACGGGGGAGCUUGUUCAACUUUACGAACACCAUGAACGUCCAGUCCUGUGGAUCGAAUUUAUCAACAAUGGCACACAGUUUGUGACUUCAUCCGAUGACAGGACACUUAAAAUAUGGGAUCUACAGAUUAACAUGCCGAUAAAGUAUAUUGCCGACCCUAGACAACACGCCAUGCCUGUAGUAAAGGCGCAUCCAACCUUCCCAUUCUUUGUGGGUCAAAGUAUGGAUAACCAGGUUCUUGUUUACAGUACUCGGCAAAAGGACAAGUUCAAAAAAAACAACAACAAGUCGUUCAAAGGCCACAAUACAGCCGGCUACUCUAUCCGGUUAGGUUUCACACCAGAUGGAAAAACUUUAAUGAGCGGUGACUCUACAGGGUACUGCUACUUUUGGGAUUGGAAAACGUGCAAACUUGUCAAAAAAAUCAAAGUUGCCAACAAUGUGCUUACAAAUAUUGAUGUCCAUCCCUUGGAGACAAGCAUGGUUGUACUUGCCGGUUACGAUGGUGAUAUCUAUAUAUUGAAUUGA
This is a messenger RNA of Pichia kudriavzevii, 1647 nucleotides long. RefSeq lists its product as uncharacterized. Bases 1 to 1647 code for a protein of 548 amino acids. Gene Ontology annotation, cellular component: catalytic step 2 spliceosome. The record is from RefSeq and is a predicted model, not a curated record. Gene Ontology annotation, biological process: mRNA splicing, via spliceosome. NCBI's taxonomy places the organism in Eukaryota, Fungi, Ascomycota, Pichiomycetes, Pichiales, Pichiaceae. Gene Ontology annotation, molecular function: protein binding; mRNA binding. The transcript has a single exon.